ACUCACUUGUCGUCGGAUUUGACGUUUUCGUAAUUAUUCGAAGGAUGCGGGAGGAAUCUGCCUGUCUCGCUUACUGGGCAAUCUGCUCGUCACCCCAUCUGCGGUUUCAGCUUCCCAUCCUCACCCUCUGUCGUUUGCGUGUCACGAACCCUCAGUUUCAUCAUUUCCCUUGACAUUGCAUGGAGAACAUGCCCGUUUUCGAUGUUUUCUUGUUACUCUGCCUCUUGCAGUCAUUAGUACUGGCCCCAUCUAACUCUUUUGUGGAGGCGGAGUUCACACUCAGCCACAGGCCCUUCUCAACAUUUUCCUUACCCUUCACGCCCACAUGUUCUGUUUUCUUGCUGCCUGCCAGUGUUCUGCUUGAGCCGCGCGCAUGCACUUCAAUAAUAAGGGCAACCUGUGGCCUCACUUUCGUCAAAGCUUGUUCCUUGCCGACCUCCGUGAACCUUCAUCUGCAGCCUCAUCUUUUCGCCCGACUUACACAUCCGUGCUGACCGUCGCUCACGGCUAUCAGCCCGACUAUUUAAAAGCAAUCGAACGUCAUAAGUGAUCAAUUCUAGCUCUUCAUUUCGUUCCUGUCUUUCUUCACGUCUCUCUUUCCAC
Molecule: messenger RNA, 603 nt
Organism: Lindgomyces ingoldianus
Lineage: Eukaryota; Fungi; Ascomycota; Dothideomycetes; Pleosporales; Lindgomycetaceae
Exons: 1
Coding region: 180-494 (104 amino acids)
Source: RefSeq, a predicted model, not a curated record